Anarrhichthys ocellatus (wolf-eel) is the source of this 2452-nucleotide messenger RNA. Its product is annotated as matrix remodeling-associated protein 8-like. The transcript is spliced from 10 exons. The record is from RefSeq and is a predicted model, not a curated record. Gene Ontology annotation, biological process: cell differentiation; cell adhesion. NCBI's taxonomy places the organism in Eukaryota, Metazoa, Chordata, Actinopteri, Perciformes, Anarhichadidae. Bases 134 to 1408 code for a protein of 424 amino acids. Gene Ontology annotation, cellular component: membrane; cell surface.
CAGACUGCAGGAAUACAACAGAAUACAGCUGAGCCGCUGAUCGGUGAACUUGAAGCAGUCUUGUGUUUCAUCAAUUUAUGCGCACAGCACCUCCUGACGGGCUCAUACCUCUGCUGGCGGCACGGUGAAAAAGAUGCACCUCGAAAUGACUCUCCUUCCGAUUGUUGCUAUGCUCUUCUUGCCAGGAGCAUGGGGUCAGAGCGGCGGCAGCGCGCUUGGCUUGGUGGUGGAGGCCACGAACAUCACCCUCCCUGCAGGGUCCAAGGCCGUUCUGCCCUGCCACAGCCCCCGCAUGGUGUGGACCCAGGACAGACUGAAGGACCGUCAGAGGGUGGUGCACUGGGACUUGGUGCGCAGCAGCCCAGAGUAUUCUGUGGAGCGAAUCCUUGACAUGUCCCCUGGAGCCCGUCAGAGGGUCUACAAUGGCUUCAACAAGGGACGCAUUUCAGUCCCAGACUCUGCUUUCAAUGACGGCAACUUCUCUCUUAUCAUCAACAAUGUUGUCACAACUGACAAAGGAGUUUAUACUUGUAAUCUGCACCAUCACUACUGCCAGAUUCACCAGUCCAUUCAAAUCCAACUCAAUGUCACUAAAUCAGCUCGAAAGGAGAGACGUUACUGGGAUGGAGAGAGGACUGUGUUCGUGGUCUUGUUGGGCAAGUCAGUGGUAUUGCCCUGUGUGAACCGGCGCUCCCUGUGGAGAGAAGGCCUCCAGGAGGAUCAGCAGCAAGUGGCUCACUGGGACUUCCAGCCUCCUGGCGUGCGUCCUGACAGGGCUGGCCGCCUGGUGGACCUCUAUGCCUCCGGAGAGCGCCGGGAUUAUGGGCCGCUCUUUGGACAGAGCAAGAUGAACGUGGAGGAGGACGCUUUCACUUUAGGAGACUUCUCACUGUCUAUUUCUAACUUGAAGCCCGUUGAUAAAGGCCUGUACUCCUGCCACCUGCAUCACCAUUACUGUGGUCUGCAUGAGAGACGCAUCUUCAGGCUCACUGUGGGACCUCCGCUUCCAUCCGACCCCACUACAGCACCCAGGGUUUUCCAGAAUGAUGUGCCAGUGCCAAGGACUGAAGUGGUGGAGGGUCCACGUGUGGUGAAUGUCAUCCUCCCCGAGCAUCGUGGUUAUUUCGUGCAGCAUUUGGGCUACUUCCUGGCAACCUUCUUACUGCUGGCGUUCAUCGUUGUCGCUGUCAUUGUGCUGACUCGACGACGCAAAAAGCGAGGUCUGGAGUAUGACCUGCGUCGACCUGAUCAGGGACAUGUGAUGGGUGGAGGUGAAAUGUCAUUAGACUGCACAGAGCUGAGGACCUGUAACCAAGAACCUAUGAAUUCAGAACACAAAAACAACCUACUGAAAGAGAGAGAUAUGGCCAAAGACUGCAAUAAUGACUUUGUGAAGCUGUGGAAGUGAGAACAAUAUUUCUGAGAUGCUGCUGGCAGGUCCAGGGCAAUCACCGGAAGAGUAAAGGACUGUGGAGAGAAGGGGGGAAAAAGAGGAAACCCAGGAGAGGACAGGAGGAAUGCUCCCUCUGCUGUAACUCUAACACACUAAAAGCUUUUUCCACUAAAAGCCAACACAUUUUUUUAAGUCGUUGUUUUUAAUAUAACUUGCAUUUUCACCAGCUCUUAUAACAAUACGGUUAAACAUAUAUUUGAUCCUUAUUCUUUGCAUUCAUUGAAUAGUUUAUGUUGAAUAUUAGGCUUUUUUUUUAUCAUUAUUUUUUUUCUUUUACAAAAUUGCAUGCUGUUUAUUAAAGUAUGUUUUAUGUGUACUGUGCAUGCCUACAGAGCUGUAAGCUCGCAUCUUUUUGAGAUUUGAUCAUUUUGUUUUUUGCACAAAUUCUGCUGUACUGUAAUAUGUAAAGGAUUUGCAUCAUGUUUCAAAGGUAACAUUUGUGUCGGUAGACAGUUGAUAGUUUCAGACAGUGUUUGGAAACAAGUGCCACACAUUUCUAGCUGCAUAAUAAGACUUUUUUUUUUUUUUUUUUUUUUCAAAACUCAACUGUGGUGAUUAUGUAUUUUAGAAAUGCGGACUGCCAGACUUCAUUUCUUUUUCAAAUAAUAUUUUUGUUCCCAAAUGGUUCCUUGGUUCCUUAUCAAGUGAAAAAUAGUGAAAUUAUACAAUCAUGGACUAAAGGCCCAGUCUACCAAAACUCAGGUAAAAACAAUCUUUUACCCAUUUAUUUUGUUUUAAUGGGCUGUGCAGGAGGCUUGCUUGUUUGUAUCAAGCAUGCAUAAAGUACCGAGGUUUGUAAAACACUGACUUUUCAUUACUAAACCUGCUGAUGCAGGUAUAAAAUCUGUUAAAAAUGUGCGGCAGUAGCUUGAUGAGGUUUAUUGCAGGAAGAAGAGUGUCUACCAUCUCAGUAAUGCUAAAUCACAAACUGUAAUCCUAACUCUCUGAUGUUGGUCUCUUUUAAGAAAAUAUGUCUUCUAAUAAAGAUUAGCAACAGUG